This is a messenger RNA of Nannizzia gypsea CBS 118893, 1356 nucleotides long. RefSeq lists its product as hypothetical. Gene Ontology annotation, molecular function: L-fuconate dehydratase activity; magnesium ion binding. The coding region runs from base 1 to 1356 and encodes 451 amino acids. NCBI's taxonomy places the organism in Eukaryota, Fungi, Ascomycota, Eurotiomycetes, Onygenales, Arthrodermataceae. The record is from RefSeq and is a predicted model, not a curated record. Gene Ontology annotation, biological process: carbohydrate catabolic process; amino acid catabolic process. The transcript is spliced from 4 exons.
AUGAAGAUCACCGGCUUCACUUCGCACGAUGUGCGCUUCCCUACAUCGUUAGACAACACCGGCUCUGAUGCUAUGAAUGCAGCUACUGACUACUCGGCUGCCUACUGUGUGCUACAGACUGACUCGGCUCAUAGCGGCCAUGGUAUGACUUUUACCAUCGGCCGAGGUAAUGAGAUUGUCUGCGCGGCCAUUGAUGCGCUGGCAACGCUACUGGUUGGAAAGGAGCUUGAUUCCCUAACCGCUGAUUGGGGCAAGACAUGGCGCUACCUGGUAUCUGACAGCCAGCUACGAUGGAUCGGCCCUGAAAAGGGCGUCAUCCACCUUGCGCUCGGAGCCAUCGUCAAUGCUCUGUGGGAUCUAUGGGCAAAGUCCCUCAACAAACCCGUAUGGAGAGUUGUUGCAGACAUGACGCCCGAAGAAUUGGUGAAAUGCAUUGAUUUUAGAUACAUUACUGACGCACUUACACCAGACGAAGCCAUCAAGCUGCUGCAGGAAGUGGAGCCUGGCAAGAAGCAGAGAAUUGAGGAGGCGGAAAGUAACCAGGCUGUUCCGGCGUAUACGACCAGUGCUGGCUGGCUCGGCUACGAUGAGGAGAAGGUGAAGAGCCUGCUUGAGCAAAGCGUCCAGGAUGGAUACCGUUAUUUUAAACUGAAAGUUGGCGGAGACCUGGACACGGAUAAACGGCGGUUGACGAUCGCUAGGGAGGCCAUUGGAUACGACAAGGGAAAUGUUCUGAUGAUCGAUGCCAAUCAGGUGUGGUCAGUUCCCGAGGCUAUCUCACAUAUGCAAGAGCUCGCGCAGUUCAAGCCAUGGUUUAUCGAAGAGCCUACUUCCCCAGACGACAUUCUGGGCCACGCAGCCAUCCGCAAAGCCCUUCAAGACACGCCACACGGUACCAUUGGAGUCGCAACGGGUGAAAUGUGCCAAAACCGCGUUAUGUUUAAACAAUUCCUCCAGUCAGGCGCCCUCUCCGUCAUCCAGCCAGAUGCAUGUCGAGUUGGCGGCGUCAACGAGUGUCUAGCUAUCCUACUACUGGCCCGUAAAUUUGGUGUCCCGGUCGUGCCCCAUUCAGGAGGCGUGGGCCUGCCAGAGUACACGCAGCAUCUGAGCACGAUUGACUAUGUAGUGAUGACAGGGAAGAAGAGUGUGUUGGAGUAUGUGGACCACUUGCACGAGCACUUCGAAUAUCCGGCUCGGGUGCGGAACGGGUAUUACGUUACACCCAUGGAGCCUGGGUAUAGUGUGCAGAUGAAGGCGCGUAGCAUGGAAGAAUACUCCUUUCCAGGGGAAGAUGGAAAGAGUUGGUGGAGAUCCGAAGAGGCGAAGCCGGUGCUACAGCGUCCUCGUGUGGUUUGA